Messenger RNA from Drosophila ficusphila, 883 nucleotides. RefSeq names its product glutathione S-transferase 1 (gene GstE12). Lineage: Eukaryota; Metazoa; Arthropoda; Insecta; Diptera; Drosophilidae. The record is from RefSeq and is a predicted model, not a curated record. Gene Ontology annotation, biological process: glutathione metabolic process. The transcript is spliced from 3 exons. Bases 133 to 804 code for a protein of 223 amino acids. Gene Ontology annotation, molecular function: glutathione transferase activity.
UAUAGUUUCUCGUUCGCGAUUCAGAUCGCGUUUGGACUUCGGAGGAGACGUUCGCUCGCCAGUUCUAUAUAAAGCCAAUAUAGUUUGUUGUUUGUUGCCAGUGGUCACGGAACAGUAUUUAGAGAUUCCACCAUGCCGAAACCAGCUCUGUAUUACGCCACCCUGAGCCCCCCAUCCCGUGCGGUUCUUCUCACGGCCAAGGCGAUCGGACUCGACCUUGAACUGCGGCCAAUUAACCUGCUGAAGGGUGAGCAUCUGACGCCAGAAUUCCUCAAGCUGAACCCCCAGCACACAAUCCCAACGCUGAUCGACGGCGAGGCCACGAUCAUCGACUCGCAUGCCAUCUGCGCCUACCUGGUGGAAAAGUACGGCCAGGAUCAGCAGCAGCUUUACCCCAAGGAUCUGGUGCAGCGCGCCAACGUAGAUGCCCGGCUCCAUCUGGACUCUGGCCACCUGUUUGCCCGCCUGCGCUUCCUCUACGAGCCGAUUCUGUACUACGGGUCCACGGAUUGCUCCAUCGACAAGAUCGCCUACAUUCAGAAGUGCUGGGAGAUCUUGGAGGGAUUCCUCAAGGAGCAGCCCUAUUUAUGUGGCAGCGACCUGACCAUCGCCGACUUCUGCGCGGUGGCCACCGUGACCUCGGUCAACGAUGUUGCCCCAAUCGACGAGUUUAAGUUCCCGAAGUUGAACGCUUGGCUGAAGCGCCUCGAGGAGCUGCCCGACUACCAGGCGGUGAACGGUGAGGGCGCCGAUGAGCUGAAGGCCAUAUUCAAGGCCAAGCUGGCGGAGAACCGCGGCAAGUAGGCGGCUGGUCUUUCAUUUUUGUUUUGUAUACACACACUCUAUACACAUAUGUCUUGAAUAAAUAACUUAGUUCACAGGA